Messenger RNA from Nannospalax galili (Upper Galilee mountains blind mole rat), 1549 nucleotides. It is a transcript of the gene Cd74, whose product is annotated as CD74 molecule. Gene Ontology annotation, molecular function: macrophage migration inhibitory factor binding; cytokine receptor activity; MHC class II protein binding. Gene Ontology annotation, cellular component: cytoplasm; membrane; cell surface. The coding region runs from base 162 to 1001 and encodes 279 amino acids. NCBI's taxonomy places the organism in Eukaryota, Metazoa, Chordata, Mammalia, Rodentia, Spalacidae. The record is from RefSeq and is a predicted model, not a curated record. The transcript is spliced from 9 exons. Gene Ontology annotation, biological process: protein trimerization; antigen processing and presentation; intracellular protein transport.
GUGGCUUUCACUUCCACAUCAACCAGGUGGGUGGAGUUACCUCCUGUGGACCAAUCAGAUACCUCCCAGCACCAGAUUCAAGAGGUGAUCCAGGGGCUCAAGGGUUCCAGACACACAGACCAGCAGCAGCAGCAGCAGCAGCAGGAGAAGGAAUCGAAGCCAUGGAAGACCAGCGUGACCUCAUCUCCAACCAUGAGCAGGUGCCCAUCCUGGGUCAGCGCCCUCGAGCCCAGGAAAGGUGCAGCCGUGGAGCCCUGUACACCAGUUUUUCUGUCCUGGUGGCUCUGCUCCUGGCUGGCCAGGCUACCACUGCCUACUUCCUGUACCAGCAGCAGGGCCGACUGGACAAGCUGACUGUCACCACCCAGAAUCUGCAGCUGGAAAAUCUGCGCAUGAAGCUUCCCAAGCCAGCCAAGCCUGUGAGCCAGAUGCGGAUGGCUACUCCCUUGCUGAUGCAGGCGCUCCCCAUGGACAACAUGCUCCAGGGGCCUGUGCAGAAUGCCACCAAGUACGGCAACACGACACAGGAUCAUGUGAUGCACCUGCUCCUGAAGUCUGACCCCCUGAAGGGGUACCCUCAGAUGAAGGGGACUUUCCCAGAGAACCUGAAGCACCUUAAGAACAGCAUGGAUGGCAUGGACUGGAAGAUCUUUGAGAGCUGGAUGAAGCAGUGGCUCUUGUUUGAAAUGAGCAAGAACACCAUGGAUGAAAAGCCUACUGAGGCUCCAUCUAAAGCACUGACAAAGUGCCAGGAGGAGGUCAGCCACAUCCCCGACGUCCAUCCGGGUGCGUUCCGUCCCAAGUGCGAUGAGAACGGUAACUAUAUGCCACUCCAGUGCCACGGGAGCACUGGCUACUGCUGGUGCGUGUUCCCCAACGGCACUGAGGUUCCUCACACCAAGAGCCGAGGGCGCCAAAAUUGCAGUGAGCCACUAGACAUGGAGGACUUGUCUUCUGGGCUGGGUGUGACCAAGCAGGAUGUGAGCCCAGUUAUCAUGUGAGGACACAGAAGCAUCUCCAUUACCCAGUCUGCUCUGCACAGCUGCAGCUUUCCUGCACCCCUGCGCCUCCUCAGCCCUUUCCCGCUCCUUGACGUCCCAGUCCACAUCCUGUCUCCCUCCCUGCGUCUUAACUUCCAUCACAGGACUGGUGAGACUGGCGUCUGCUUCUUCAUUGUCCCUGGACGUGACUGAUAAAACCAGAACAGCAUGGGUGUGAUGAUACCAAAAGGCUCUGCUGCCCACUCCUAUCUAAAGGGACACAAAGCCCAGAGUGGGCUAAAGUUAGGCGAACCAACUCCCAUUUCUGACAUAGCAGUCUCCAACAUGGGGCUCUGAGAUCUAGGCCCAUGGUCAGGAAGAACCACCUCCCCCCCAAAAAAAGAGAAAAAAACCCUAGACUGGACACAUUUGCUGUCCUCUCAAGAACUCAGUCCCUCCUGAGUAACCCUUACUUACUUCCUGUCAACCCCCAGGUCCUCUGCUAGGCCAAGCUUGUCAGCAGCCCUUAGGGCCCUGUUUUGCGUGAGAAUAAAAGGUAGUAAGUGGAA